Athalia rosae (coleseed sawfly) is the source of this 1701-nucleotide messenger RNA. RefSeq names its product probable H/ACA ribonucleoprotein complex subunit 1 (gene Gar1). The record is from RefSeq and is a predicted model, not a curated record. Gene Ontology annotation, molecular function: box H/ACA snoRNA binding. The coding region runs from base 304 to 984 and encodes 226 amino acids. The transcript is spliced from 4 exons. Lineage: Eukaryota; Metazoa; Arthropoda; Insecta; Hymenoptera; Athaliidae. Gene Ontology annotation, cellular component: box H/ACA snoRNP complex. Gene Ontology annotation, biological process: ribosome biogenesis; snoRNA guided rRNA pseudouridine synthesis.
GUACAACUCGUAUUAUCACUGUGAAUAGUAUCGAAUAUUUAUACCAAUAUAUUGUAGUUACAAAACGCGGUACUAUGUGUCCAUAUAAUUCCUUAUUUCAAGGUUAAUUGCACACAUUGGUUAAACACGUGGGUCAGACAUGCCACAUUAUACACUACGUUAUGUCAACAGUAGCACAGGUUCCAAACCUCCGACUGCUUAUAGUCCGAAUAUUUAAUCUGUAUACUUAUCAUAAUCCCUCCUAAUUCUGUGGAUUCUAUACUACUGUUCAGUUCCAUACUAUAUAAAUCAUAGAAUAGAAAUAUGUCUUUCCGUGGACGAGGAGGAGGAGGCGGUGGUGGCCGAGGCGGAGGCGGUGGCAGAGGAGGAGGUGGAUUUCGUGGACGAGGAGGAGGUGGUGGUUUUCGUGGAGGAAGAGGUGGAGGAGGAGGUGGCGGUGGUGGUUUUAGAGGAGGAUUCGAUCAAGGACCACCAGACCAGGUAACGAACCUGUGCCACUUUGUAUGGACAGUGCAAGAUGACUUGGUUGCAAAAGCAGACAUAGAAGAUUUACCUUAUUUCAAUGCCCCUAUAUACACAGAAAGUAAACAACAAAUCGGCAAGAUAGAUGAAAUCUUUGGUAAUAUUCGAGACUAUUACGUUUCUAUAAAAUUGGGCGAUAACAUGAAAGCAUCUAGUUUUGAGAAAGAUACCAAGUUCUACAUUGAUCCGGCAAAACUUUUACCACUGCAACGAUUCUUACCCAAACCACCUGGCUCUGUUCAAAAACGAGGAGGUCGAGGAGGUGGGGGUCGAGGAGGAGGAGGCAGGGGUGCUUUUGGCGGCGGGCGAGGAGGUGGAUUUGGUGGUGGCAGAGGAGGAUCACGUGGAUUCGGAGGACGGGGUGGAAGCGGCGGAGGAUUUAGAGGUCGUGGAGGAAGCGGUGGAGGUAGAGGUGGUGGUGGGUUUGGAGGACGAGGUGGAGGUGGCCGAGGUCGGUGGUAGUGCAGAACAUUGGUUUUAUCAAAGACUUUAGACGAAAUAAUUGAAUAUAAUAAAUUUCUAAAAUACCAAGCUAUCAUUUGAUUAUCCUGGAGCAAUAAGCAGCAACAAACAAAAAGAACAAUCUGUUUAACAUCUUUCAAUGCCGCUGUUUUCUUGAAGUAAGUUUCACAGAACGUAAGUGCUCAAGUUUUGCUGAUAAUUACGUUUUAGUAAUCAUGAGAAUCUACUCAUUAACCAUUAUUGGUAAUUAUCAAAUUCCCAAGGAUGAAAAAUGGUAUGAUUUUCUCGCCAAUGAAGAUGUGUGGAAUGUGUACGAAAUAUAUUAGAUUGACGACCGAUGAAAGUUAUAAUUAGUACGCAUUUAUUCAAAAACUUCAUUCCUUUAUUGUCAAUAAGGAACAGGAUUACCGCGCCUCAUUUCACAUAUGUAUACGUAUGUAUAUGUGUUAGUUCAAAAUAUAUUUUCCGUAGAAGAUUUUAUACUGACUGCUUAUAAGAAUUUUGAUGAUGGAUAAUAAAUAAGUGAAAUUAUAUCACAGAGUAUUAAUUUACUCUUGAAAGAGAAAUUGGGGAGGUAAAGACUCUUGCAAUGAGUAUGAAGUUUGGCAACUUUAUUUUUGUAACACAACUUCUUGUAAUGUCUGGUAAAAAUAACGGAAAAAAUUGCUGCUGUAAACCAUGCAAAUUUGAAGUAAAGUUCCAAAAAAAAGUUCAAAA